Molecule: messenger RNA, 3507 nt
Organism: Biomphalaria glabrata
Lineage: Eukaryota; Metazoa; Mollusca; Gastropoda; Planorbidae
Product: beta-1,3-galactosyltransferase 5-like
Exons: 5
Coding region: 359-1567 (402 amino acids)
Cellular component (GO): membrane
Molecular function (GO): hexosyltransferase activity
Source: RefSeq, a predicted model, not a curated record
CGAUAAUGAUUGGUCCAGCGUAACUCAUUGAACCAGUGACUGCGUGUGUGUGUGUGUAUGUGCGGGUGUCAUUGUGUGUGUGUGCUGACUACCCUGUGUUCAGUCCAGGUAAAAAUGUAGUACCGAUGGUAGAAAACAAGUCAAGCCCAAAUGUUUAUACCUGGCUGUACACAGAGAGAAAGGUGGACCUGUGCUAUUGCCAUGCCUAGCGAGUCAGCUUGUGUGCACACACCAGUGCUGCCGUGUCAUCGGUGACAUUACGAGGGACGCAUCUAUUGUGUUAAAUCACAUAAAACAAUUAAUAACGCGCUCCAGUUGUUCUCACCGGGAUGUUACUGUUUGGAUUUCCUGAGAGAAUAUGCGAUACUUUCUUUACAAUCACCUGACCAGAUCGUUAAGGUUAUCGCACGCCGUAUUCGCCAUAGCUUGCUGUGUCCUGUACAUAUGGGUCAACAGCAACAUCCAGCCAAGGUUCAUCAUCAGGGUGGACACAGACCCGUCCAUCUACGAGCUGACCAGAGUGGUCAGGGAGCAGCAGCAGAUGAUAGACUACUUGUCCAAGCAUCCGAAGAUAGUCUUUCGAUGUCCGGACGAUGAGCCUACAAUAAAAUACCCAAAACAGGCAACAGAUGACCUGACAUCAAUCGUGCUGGACACGACUGACGGAUGCGGAGACACUCCCGCCGACGCUGUCAUGAUCGUCCACACAGCGGCGGACCACUUUGACCGCAGGGGUCGCUUCAGGCGGACGUAUUCCAACUUCACAAACACAAGUCCGUACAGAAUUAAAGUAGUGUUUUUGAUUGGUCAAGUAGAAUCUGCGGAGUUGUCUCUGAAAUUGGAACGAGAGAACAUGGAGUUUGGGGACACAGUGCUGGGAGUAUUCCUGGAUACCUACCAUAAUCUGACAUUGAAGGCUGUCAUGGGAUAUCGCUGGCUGAACACUACUUGCAAAGACGUCAAAAUGGUUAUUAAAAUGGACGAUGACGUUUUUCUGGACGUCCGGAAGUUCUUUAACACUUACUGGAAUAAACUCAGCAACAGUGUCAAAACCAACUCCAUCCACUGCCAGGUCUGGGAGCACGCGGUGGUUGGGAGGACCGGCAAAUGGAAGGUGGAGCGCGGGCUGUUUCCCAACUCCAGCUACCCGUUCCCUUACUGCGCCGGCUUCUUCGCCAUCGUCACCCCGGACCUCAUCAAGCAGAUGUACUCUUAUGGAAAGAAGAUUGACUUCUUCUGGAUUGACGAUGUCUUCCUCUACGGCAUGGUCCCCGCGGCCAUCAGGGGCGUCCACUUCAACCAGGUGGGCAGAAAGAAACGGCUGAUCACGGACAGCUACAUGGACUACAGCUCGUGUGUCAAGAAAAGAGGUCACGAGGGGUGCCCGUUUUGGGCCGUGCUGACAGAUGGAAGGGAUCAGUUUGACGCUGAGUAUUCAAGUUUGUUUCAACCUAAGCGCCUAGUCCCACUGAACAAUACAGAGACCAAAAAUAGUUCCAAAGUCGUCAAAGAUCAGCCCAAGCCAGUUAUGCACGGAGUGAUUCACAUCGAUAACAAAAAGCCCUAGUUUACACUAGAAGGUUUUUGAAUAGUCAUGUAUUAUUAUUGCAGCAAUACUUUUUAUAUAAUGAUUAGCAUUAAAAGCAUUAAAAUUGAUGCUAGAUGCUAUGAACUAUGCACUAGUCUAUAUCUUAUCUUUUUUUUUUUGUUUGAGACAUGACAUUGGCAAAGCAAUAAUAAAAACAUAAUGUUUCCCGGAGCAUCAAGAGCAGAGUGUUUUGAAUUUGGCAUUUAUUUCCUUAUUGAGAUAAUUUAAAGCUCUCAAAGUAAUUUAUAACUUACAAGGUAAUUAUUAGCUUACGAGGUAAUUUAUAGCUAACAUAGACACUGUGAUGUUUAGUAGUUUGAUUUCUUUUAUGUGCCUUGAGUAUAAUGCUUGAGCAGUAAUCAAUGAAAAUAUUGAGAUCUCGGUUGUUUUAAAUGCUGGUCAGAGUGUGUGCUUUUGUGUGUGUCCGAGUGUUGAAAUGGGCUGGAGGCUGAUGUUUUAUGUUAUUUUUAUAUGUCCAUCUCUGCACAUAUUUCAAAAUGUUUAUAGACAUUAUAAAAUUGAUAUUUUAUUGACAAGUUUAUUUAUUGGAGUAUAUUGGUACAGGUUAAUUAGGGAAGUAUCUGGCUCUUUGGGUUGAUGUUUUCACCUGAUGGAAAUGAGCAGUUGAAAAUGUGAACAGAUGUAUAUGUAGGCCUAUUGACUUUUAAAAUGGUCGUUUUGACAUGGAUGCAUGUAUAGGCCUGGUGUUUAUUUUAUGGGAUAUACUUGUUAUAUGUUUGUGUUUUUCAUUUUACAUAAUAGAGAAAACUCUUGCACCCCCCUCCCCUAACUUUCUCUAUAUCCCGACAUCACUCAGCUUCUCUCUACAUCCACAUUUCUCUCUACAUCCAUAUUUCUCUCUACAUCCACAUUUCUCUUAGCAUCCAUAUUUCUUUUUACAUACACAUUUCUUUUUGCAUCCAUAUUUCUCUCAGCAUCCACAUUUCUUUCUACAUUCGGAUUUCUUUUUGCUUCCACAUUUUUCUCUACAUUCGCAUUUCUUUUUGCAUCCACAUUUCUCUCUACAUUCACAUUUCUUUCUGCAUCCACAUUUCUCUUAGCUUCUAUAUUUCUUUCUACAUUCGGAUUUCUUUUUGCUUCCACAUUUUUCUCUACAUUCGCAUUUCUUUUUGCAUCCACAUUUCUCUCUACAUUCACAUUUCUUUCUGCAUCCACAUUUCUGUUAGCAUCCACAUUUCUUUCUACAUUCGGAUUUCUUUUUGCUUCCACAUUUUUCUCUACAUUCGCAUUUCUUUUUGCAUCCACAUUUCUCUCUACAUUCACAUUUCUUUCUGCAUCCACAUUUCUCUUAGCAUCCACAUUUACUUAUUGCACAUUCUCUCUAUCUCCUUAGUUCUCUCUUUAUCUAUGUCCCCCUUUACCUCUCUGGAUUCCCGCGUGCCUCCAAUUCUCUAUUGUGGGUAGCGUGGUCGAGAGGCUAAGUACGCUUGAACUUUGCUUGGCUACCUAUGAAGAGGGCCCGAGGCUCGACACCCGACUCGAGCAGAGUUGUUGUUUACCGAGCGCCUAAAGGCAGCACGGAAAACCUUCUCCCAGAUACCCCCCUCCCCCACACUGGACCACAAAUAAGAUUAGACCAUAGCGCUCUGAGCAUGCUAUAUAAAAGCUAUAAUUAAUUAUUAGCCGUAAAUGUAUUGAUUAAAACUACCGUUAAUUAUAUAUGGGUUAAAAAGUUGUGUUCUUUUUAAAAUAAUUUUGUCUGUGUGUUUAGGAAGUUUGUGUUUUAAGCAUGUAUGUUUAACCAAAGGGCUGUGUGUGUGUGUAUUAGUGUGCGAAUGUAUAUACAAUAUUGUAUACAUUUACGCAUUGUGUUUAUUGCUACAAGCCUCCACUACUAUGAUGUUUAAUAUUGACUCAGAUGUUGUUUAGCACAUUCAAUAAAUAAUAUAUUAACUUUA